AUGUAUUCUGUUAUCAGUAUUAUUGAUGUAUGUGUCUCAUUUAUCAUUUAUUGUAGGUACUCCGACUAACAGUAAACUGAUAUACCUCCCAACGGUCAUUGUAAUGGUCUCAAGGAUGCCUUACUUUAGACUCUUGAAGGAAGCACUAUCUGGUAUGUAUAGACUGUUAUCUGAGGAGGAGAGGGAGGAGUCAUUUUGGGAGACCAUUGAAGACGUGGCCAAUAAACUGUUUCUUGUAUCUUGUCUACCUGAAGGACUCCUCUCAUUAGAAGUAACUCUACCUGGUUUUUCAUCACCAACAAUCAUUAUGCCACCUAGAGGAGAUCUUCAUCUUGAUGUCAGAUUAAACUAUCAUUCUUAUGUCUUUUUGUUGAUAAUGUUCUCAAGGUUAUUUUUUUAUUAUUUUCAUCGCCAGUAUUAG
Messenger RNA from Amphimedon queenslandica, 421 nucleotides. RefSeq lists its product as uncharacterized. The transcript is spliced from 4 exons. The record is from RefSeq and is a predicted model, not a curated record. Lineage: Eukaryota; Metazoa; Porifera; Demospongiae; Haplosclerida; Niphatidae. The coding region runs from base 26 to 421 and encodes 131 amino acids.